Humulus lupulus (European hop) is the source of this 1436-nucleotide messenger RNA. RefSeq names its product CBBY-like protein. Bases 64 to 1215 code for a protein of 383 amino acids. Gene Ontology annotation, molecular function: hydrolase activity. The transcript has 11 exons. The record is from RefSeq and is a predicted model, not a curated record. NCBI's taxonomy places the organism in Eukaryota, Viridiplantae, Streptophyta, Magnoliopsida, Rosales, Cannabaceae.
AAGCAUACCAUUCCCUACAAAGAAAAGAGAAAAAAAGGAAAAUAAUAGCCUAGGGAAUCUGCCAUGGAGAGUCCUUCGCCUUCCUCUGCCUGUUCAAUUCCCAAAACUACUAACCGCUUCGCUAUUCCAACCACUUCUUCAACCCUUUACACUGCACACUUCUCUUCACUAUCCACAAACCCUUUAACUUUGCUCCCUCCAUUUCGCUUUACUUUUCCAGGAAAAUCUUACUUUCCUAGAAAAUGUUUGGAGCUCAAUUAUUUCACGGCUUUCUCCUCACUCUCCCGCCAGGACUACCUCAACGACGACCAGAACCCAUCUCAGGAAUUUGCUGUUCUUCUCGAAGUCGAAGGGGUCCUUGUGGAUGCAUAUCGUGUGGGAAAUCGCCAAGCCUUUAACACUGCAUUUCAGAAGCUUGGGUUGGACUGUGCAAAUUGGAGUGAGCCUGUAUAUUUAGACCUUGUAAGGAAGAGCGUUGGUGAUGAGGAAAAGAUGCUGAAUUUGUUUUUUAAUCGGAUUGGUUGGCCUACAUCAUUACCCACAAGUGAAAAGGGAUCAUUUAUCAAAAGUGUUCUGCGAGAAAAGGGUAAUGCAUUGAAUGAAUUUUUGGUGUCAAACAGUUUACCUUUAAGGCCUGGAGUAGAAGAGUUUAUUGAUAAUGCAUACAAUGAAGGUGUACCUGUGGUCAUACUAACUGCUUACUGUAAAAAUGCUGAUAAAAUUGCUAGAUCUAUUGCUGAAAAGCUUGGCAAUGAAAGAGUUUCGAAGGUAAAGAUUAUUGGCAAUGAGGAGGUAGAACAAAGCACAUAUAGUCGACUUGUACACAGUAAACAAUUUUCUUCUGGUUUAGAUGAGGAAAUAGCCAAGGAGGCAAAAAAAGCCGUUUCUGCGGAGAAACAAAGGAUAGCAGAGAAAGUUGCAUCCACACUAAAAGUUAGUGUUGAUAUUGAUACCAGUCCCUCUGAAAGCAUAGAGAAGAUCAUAACCGCACUGCGUGCUGGGGCAGAAAGUGCUGGUGUACCUGUCUACAAUUGUGUCCUCGUUGCAGGAAGUCAAUCUGGAGUAGCUGCAGCUGAGCGAGUAGCAAUGCCAUGCAUUGUGCUUCGGAGCAGUUUGACAUCUAGAGCUGAGUUCCCUUCGGCAAAAGCUGUAAUGGAUGGCUUUGGAGGUGCAGAUCUAACAAUCUUCAAAUUACGCCAAAAGACGCAAGGUUGACUUCUGUAAGUCGAUCAUUACUGUCACUCUUUUUUUUUUCUUCUUCAAAAUGAUAAAUGUCCCAACUCUCGAACAAACAUGUUAUGUUCUUGUCAACAUUAAUAUAAAGGUUAAAAAUGAGCACAAGGAGUUUUUUCAAGUUAAAAAUAAAACUAUGUUUAUUUUCAACACUUGUAACAAAUCAUUUAUAAAUAAAUUAUUUAAUGACUGUUGCAACAAUA